Eucalyptus grandis is the source of this 2935-nucleotide messenger RNA. Its product is annotated as scarecrow-like protein 9. Gene Ontology annotation, molecular function: sequence-specific DNA binding; DNA-binding transcription factor activity. The record is from RefSeq and is a predicted model, not a curated record. Bases 709 to 2703 code for a protein of 664 amino acids. The transcript has a single exon. Lineage: Eukaryota; Viridiplantae; Streptophyta; Magnoliopsida; Myrtales; Myrtaceae. Gene Ontology annotation, biological process: regulation of DNA-templated transcription. Gene Ontology annotation, cellular component: nucleus.
UCUGUCUCUGUGUCUCUGCUGAAGCUUCCACCUUUUUUCCUCUUCUAUUACCUUUCACUUGUCAACCACUUAUUUUACACAUGAAGACUGGGCUUGGCUUCUGCUGCCUCAUCUCUCUCUCUCUCUAGAACCAGGAUAUCCUUCAGGUACACUUUCGAUCUUCCUGUGAAAACUCGAUGCAAAGAAAACUAUUAGCAGGGUUAGGUGGAUUGAAGUCGUCGACUCUCAUAGAGGACAGGUGAGUUUCGGAAUUUUAUAUGAAUUCAGUGAGAGGUUAUCUGCAAAUUAUGGUUGGUUUGGUGACUUGAUCUACUUGUCACUAGCAAGAAUGAUCGGCAUCAAGAAACUGUCACCUUUUUGAAAUGUUGCUGGAAGAUAUCAGAUCUUGUGCAGAUUGAUACUUUUAUGGUUUGCGUUGGCAAUCUGAGUCCGAGGUUACAAUAGGAUAAGUCAGCUAGCCGAAAAUAUUUUCUUUUAGUUGGGAGCAAUGAAACCACAAACUUUGUGCCAAGAUAAGCAAUCUGUUGCAGUGAAGCUGGUAUUUUCAUGCUCUGAUAGCAUCAGAGUGAGAACGCAACGAUGGAUCCACUGAUGGGAGCCUUGUAUCCUUCGAACGGUUCUGCUCAGACAAUCAGUCAACAUCUGCCGUUGUAGAUAAUUGUUUAGUUUCUAGACCGACUUUUGAAAGCGCACGACAGAUGUGGAGAGAUGGAUCAUUUGGUUGAUGUUGCGCCAUUUUCAAAUGAUAGUCGUGAUGUACCGUGCACCGAAGAGACUGGAUUUUCUGAUGCAGUCUUUGAUUACAUAAGUCGCAUACUCAUGGAAGAAGAUAUAGAAGAGAAGACAUGCAUGCUUCAGGAUUCUUUGGAUCUAUUGUCAGCUGAAAAAUCCUUUUAUGAGGUCCUUGGCAAAAAGUACCCGCCUUCACCUGAGCCAAAUCGCACCAAUUGCAUCACCUUCAAUGACAAACACACAAAUGACAGUCUCUUAGACAGCACUAGAUAUACUAGCACUAUCGGCAGUAGGAAAAACGGAUACUACGCCAACAUUGGUUGGGUUCAAAAUCAAAGCAAUUAUGGUACAAUGAGUUUUGAAAAAGAUAUUAGUCCGGUGGCGUUUCAACCUAACCGACAGGGUAAUGCACAGAGGCUUGACUUGUGUGGUGAGAGCCAAUUAAUUCGGCAGUUUAGGAUGGGGGUCGAGGAAUCCAGCAAGUUUCUUCCUAAUCAAGCAAGUACCGAACUUCUACAUCAGGAACCAAACGGAAAGAUUGACAAAGCAGACUGCUUCGGUGCAUUAAAGAGAAAAGAGAGUCUCCAUAGGGAGGAAGGAAACAUGGAAGAGAGAAGUAGCAAGCAGGCUUUUGUUUAUGAAGAAUCCGUACUUCGCUCAGAUGCUUUCGAUGUCGUUCUACUUAGUGGCCAAGGGGAGGGCCUGGCGCGUCUUAUGAAUCUCUGUGCAUCGUUGAAGCACAGAGUGAAUGAAAUCGCACACGAGAUUGAAGAGCCCAAAGGUGGCAGAGGUCGCGUCAAGAAGAAGAAAGGGAAAGUGGAGGUAGUCGAUGUGAGGACGCUCCUCAUCCAAUGUGCACAAGCCGUGGCAUCAAAUGAUCAUAAGAGCGCAAAUGCUCUGCUGAAUGAGAUCAGGAAACACGCCUCGCCUUUUGGCAAUGGGACCCAGAGACUCGCUCACUACUUCGCUAAUAGUCUUGAGGGGCGGUUGGCCGGCACAGGGAGCCAGAUAUGGAGAGGCAUCGCCAAUAGGAAAACAACAGCAGCUGAUAUGCUGAAUGCGCACCACCUGUACCUUGCAGCUUGUCCAUUCCAUAGAUAUUCUAUUGCCAUGUCGAACAUGACGGUAUUAGAUAGAGUGGCGGAUAAGAUGAGGAUUCACAUCAUCGAUUUCGGCAUUCAUUAUGGAUUCCAAUGGCCCUCUCUGAUUCAAAGCCUUUCCCAGAGACCUUGUCUAACGAAGCUCCGGAUCACCGGUAUAGAGUUGCCUCAACCCGGAUUCAGGCCCGCAGAAAGAGUCAAGGAAACGGGUCAGCGCUUGGCAAAUUACGCUGAAAGUUUCAACGUCCCGUUUGAGUACAACGCCAUUGCGAAGAGGUGGGAGUUGAUUGAACUAGAGGAACUCAAGAUCGAUAGGGAUGAAGUGACUAUAAUCAACUGCAUGUUCAGGUUCAAGAACUUGUUCGAUGAGACCAUCACGGAAGAAAGUUCACGAGACAUAGAAUGUUCACGAGACAUUGUCCUCAACCUGAUAAGAAGAGCCCAGCCGGAUCUCUUCAUCCACGGUGUUAUCAACGCGAACCACAAUGCCCCAUUCUUCGUCACUCGGUUUCGGGAGGCUUCGCAUCACUUCUCUUCUCUAUUCGACAUGCUUGACACUAUAAUACCCCGAGAAAACCAGGAGAGGAUGCUGAUCGAGAAGGAAAUGUUGGGGAGGCAAGCGUUGAAUACGAUAGCCUGUGAGGGAUGGGAGAGAGUGGAGAGACCGGAGUCGUACAAGCAGUGGCAAUUACGCAACAUGAGGGCCGGGUUUGUGCAGGUGCCCUUGAGCAGGAGGCUAGCGCAGUUCGUAUUUAACGAGAUGGCUUCGCACUACCACAAAGAUUUCGUCGUAGACGAAGUUGGCAAGUGGUUGUUGCUAGGAUGGAAGGGACGGUUUCUAUUCGCCUUUUCUACUUGGAAACCGGCAUAGCGAGAUCGAUAUGUGCGCAUCGUUGAAGGAGCAAAAAAGAAGCCGUCGCUAACAGCGGCUGUCAAAAAUCAGAAGAUGACCGGGGGUGUCGGAAUCCCCUCAUGAUUCUCCUCAGCAUGUUUAUGCCUGGGCCUUUACCAGAUGAGUGAAUGAUUUUUAUUUGAAAAUCCCCUUGUUUAACACGUCGUGUCAUUACCAAUCUAAUCCCAGUGCCCUUUUGAGUGGCGAUUCA